CUCCUGCUCAACAAUGGCGUCCUCCACGACGGGAGACGGCGUGAGUGAAGCACAAACAGGGAAAAAAUCGAAAAAGUCUCAAAACCAAGUGGAUGAAUCUGAACUCCUGACCGUCCCUGAUGGCUGGAAAGAGUCCCCGUUCACCAGAGACGACAACCCCCGUGGUCUGCUGGAGGAGAGCAGCUUCGCCACCCUUUUCCCCAAGUACAGAGAAGCCUACCUGAAAGAGUGCUGGCCGCUGGUGGAGAAGGCUUUAGGAGAGGCACACAUCAAAGCAUCUCUGGACCUAAUCGAGGGAAGCAUGUCAGUUUGCACAACUAAGAAAACGUUUGAUCCUUAUGCCAUCGUGAGAGCCAGAGAUCUCAUCAAGCUGCUGGCCAGGAGUGUCCCAUUCGAACAGGCUGUGCGGAUAUUACAGGAUGACAUCGCGUGUGACAUCAUCAAAAUUGGCACCCUGGUGAGAAACAGAGAGCGGUUUGUGAAGCGAAGACAGCGGCUGAUUGGCCCCAAGGGCUCCACCCUCAAAGCGUUGGAGUUGCUGACCAACUGCUAUGUGAUGGUGCAGGGCAACACUGUGUCGGCCCUGGGGCCCUUCAGUGGCCUGAAGGAGGUACGCAAAGUGGUGAUGGACACGAUGAAGAACAUUCACCCCAUCUACAACAUCAAGACACUGAUGAUCAAACGGGAGCUGUCCAAAGACCCCGACCUGCGGAUGCAGAGCUGGGAACGCUUCCUGCCCAAGUUCCGCCACAAGAACCUGGCCAAGCGCAAGGAGCCUAAGAAGAAGAGUGUGAAGAAGGAAUACACGCCGUUCCCUCCAUCACAGCCAGAGAGCAAGGUCGACAUGGAGCUGGCCACAGGAGAGUUCUUCCUGCGUGAAAGUGUGAAAAAGAGGAAGAAGAUGGAAGAGAUCAAGGUGAAACAAGCAGAAGCGCUGACUAAGAAGCAGGAACAGCGGAACAAAGCCUUCAUUCCUCCGAAAGAGAAGCCUUUAUUGAAGAAAGCCACUAAAGCUCCCACAGAAGGCAAGCUGGACAUCGAGGCCAUUAAGGAGAAAGUGAAAAAAGCCAAAACCAAGAAACUGGGGGCUCCGCCAGUGAACCCCGCUCCUCCAACCAGCAGCACCACUGACAAAAAGAAAAAGAGCAAAUCAAAAAACAAAGGCUAACCACUCAUUUCCAACACUGUUGGAGUGUGUAUGUACCAGUCCUACUGGACAGAGUAAGGACUCUGUAAGAACACAUACAGUGUGUGUGUGUGUUCGGCUCAAAAUGAAUUCCAUCACACACUGUUACGGAUCUUUUUAUUGAACUCCUCAUGUUGUGGGGGGUUGACAGACCUCCAGUUCUGUCAGAGGAGAUGAACUGACCACCAGUGAAGGAUGUCACACAUUUUCCUUUUUGUCUGCUCUAUUCGUCUUCUGACUGUUGUCCAGAUUUUGUACGGUCUGUAUUUAUACGUUUCAAAAUAUAUAUUUUUCUCCUUCCUUAGGAGUGAUGUGUUCAGGAGCAGGCAGACUCAAACAGAUGGAGAAAUGAAAUGAAAGGAUUUUUAACAAUCUUAUUUUUGUAGGUUUUCCUUAAUCCCUUCAUGUCAUGAAGACAUUUUCCCAGCAGCUUUAUUGUAGAGGUACAGUAUGAGGAUUUGACAGCAACUCUAGUCACAGGUUUAUAAUCAUCAACCUAUUUUUCACAUUAAUGUCUUUGCAGAGCUGACUUUUUAAAUAUUAAAUCACUAUUAAAUGAUUUUUUUUUUUGCCACUUGUGGACAUGUAGCACUGAAAUAUCAUAACCUCAUAAAGCUGAGGUGGCAAACAUCCAGACAGAGUAAAUAAUAAGCUUUCAUUUGCAGCCUUGUCUCUGUAGCUAGUUGUUAGCUUGCUCUGUCUGCUAUUGGGUGCUGGACAGGUCGUGAACUUACCAGAGACUCAAAACAACUGCUGUGUCAGUAAACAGGAUGGAUGAGAGCAGUGGAACUGAACCGAAACAUUAAAUUUCUGGGCCAUAAAACCAAAACAAUAAGCUGAAAGAUGCUAAAAUGCCCCAUAGAGCUGAGAAGAACUGCAGAGUCGAGUGAUAACUGUGAGGGACUCCUUUUACAUUUCACAGUAGUAAUAGUGGUCAGUCUAUGGCUUAAACCAGUGGCUAGUGUUGUCACUUGUGUCUCUACAAAGAAGCUGGUGAGUAAAAUGCAUGUGACAAUUUAAUGUGACAGCAAGCUGUGUAUGAACAGAAAAUAAACAUUUUAAUUAAACUCAAAUCUCCAAUCGUAGCAGUGGCUGAGGAAGUCCAUGUUUUUCAGGUAGCAACAGGUGGUCUAUUCAUAGCAGAAGAUAUUAGGGUAAAAGUGGUGGACUGCGUACGCUGCGAUGAAGGUGAAGAUGAGGGCAAUGGGUCGCACAACCAGAAUAAUCACAUAGUUGGAGUGAUAAUCCGCGUAGUUUGAGUGAAUGGUAGCCUGGGGAAGGUCCCAGUCGGGGGUCCAGUUGUAGCCUGGGAACACAAAUGGAAGUCAGACUGAUUGGUUUCCAUAUCAGGUUUAUCAUGACAAAUAAUCGUACCCGCUAAGUUUGAGUGUGUGUUUUCUAACCCAGCUUCCACUUACCU
Chelmon rostratus (copperband butterflyfish) is the source of this 2606-nucleotide messenger RNA. It is a transcript of the gene krr1, whose product is annotated as KRR1 small subunit processome component homolog. Gene Ontology annotation, molecular function: RNA binding. NCBI's taxonomy places the organism in Eukaryota, Metazoa, Chordata, Actinopteri, Chaetodontiformes, Chaetodontidae. The record is from RefSeq and is a predicted model, not a curated record. Gene Ontology annotation, cellular component: small-subunit processome; nucleolus. The transcript is spliced from 10 exons. The coding region runs from base 14 to 1168 and encodes 384 amino acids.